AUGUCGAAUUUCUUGUUCGCACUAAGUUCGCUGCUAUCUAGUCUCGCAUUUUCCAGUGCAUCUGUACUUUGCCCAUCCGGAUGUCACUGUCCCACGGAGGAGGUUGCCCAGUGUUGUCUAUUUCCCCCGGAUUUUCCCUCUCCCGUCCAUUGCCACUUCCCCGGAAAGGUACAGAUUUCUUCCAAUUCCAAUUCAAGUCAUCGAUGGCCCGUAGCGGACACGUGUUUAUCCAAAUGGGCAGAUUUAUCUGUCAAGCUGUUUCCGAAAAGUUGGCCCCCUCCAUCACCAAAACGACCAUGCACGGCCCAGCUGCACCGUCUGUCCAUAUCCGGCGGCAGCCUGACUUCUCUAAAAUCAGAGGAUUUUAAGUCUCUCUUUGCUUCCCAAAGUGCAACACUGGAGAUUCUUAUUAUUGAAAACACGAUGCUUGAGAGACUGGAAUCUGGUCUUUUUGACAGAUUGGCCUUAAAAGCCCUCACUGAAAUUCACCUGCGACAUAAUUAUCAUCUGAGUAACCUCGGAUUCGGAGUAUCAGUAUUUUUAAACCUACCUCAACUGGUGACGCUAAAUCUCGAGAGUAACCGGAUCGAGCGCCUGGAAUUCGUACGUUGGGGGUUUCCAAAGCUAAAAAAGAACUCGUCCCCCAGCCGUCUUACUUCCCUCAGUUUGGCCAACAACACUCUGACUUACCUAGGCCCAGGUACCUUUGAUUUGUUCCCCUUUCUGGAAAACCUGUCUCUGGCAAAUAACAGACUUUCUAGCCUUUCAUCGGAUGUGUUCGAGGGACUCACUAGCUUGAAACGACUAGAUUUGUCCGGGAAUCUGCUAAAUCUUCUCGGCUUACAAAAUGCAUAUUUCAGCUUCAGCAUUUCUUUGGCCAAUCUGAAUCACCUUGAUCUCUCGAUGAACCCCCUAAUGCGAAAUGUUCGUGGCGAAUCUACUGAAUGGUGGCUCUCUUCCGGCUGCCCUCCCUCUCUGAGUCAUCUUUAUUUAAAUCAUAUUGAUGUUGAUCUGGGUCAGUGGGUUCCUCUUCUCCCGCCAAUUGAUUGGGCUCGGUGUCAAAGAUUGGUAAAAGUUGAAAUUCAGCAGGUACCGCGACUUCCAUGUCUCCCUGCCGGUUGGCUUCGUUCUGAUGUUCUGCCUACCCAGCCUGAAUUAAUAACCUCGGCAUCUCGAGUCUGUACUCCACCUGGCACCAAACCUACCGCGUCCACCGUCACCACACCCGCAAGCCUCACUAAUGCCAAACAUAACAUCUCGCACACCGCCCCAGUGGCACCUGAACAGCUUGGUUUGCGGGAGCUUAUCAUCAGUUCGAUUGUUGGUGCCGUUUUAUUCAUUCUACUUGUUUUUCUCGUGGUGAUUAUUUUUACUUGCCGCCGAAGACAUUGGCUGUAUGGAGCUCUCAACAAGAAGACCGGAAAGCCAGACACUGUCUUGAGGAGCAGUAGGAAUGAAAGAGCUGUGAUGUCUACUUACAUACCCGCUGUUGAUUGUCAGUUGCCCCUUGUCGAUGACGAAAUUUCUACGGCCACAAUGCGUCAGUCGGAGUCUCGUAUCCUCUACGACGAGAACGGUGUGCCCGUGUGCAGCAUGGUGGUUCCUGAAGUCGGCCACACAACUGCUGUAAUGCUGCCAGAUGGGACACUCGCCUAUGUGCCUCAGUUUACCCCGCUUUCCGGACGAGUCACUCCAUCUAGCCACACCGGUCUUCUCGAAAACAGUCUUCAAGGUUCACGUUUAUUGCUUAAGCACCCAGUCAUGGUGCCCUUCAUGACUAGCCACGCAUCCCUGGCUACCUCACAGAUCGACUUCCCCCAUCAUCAGCAACGCCCACCCUCCUACCAACAUAACGUGGGGAAACGGAGUCGUCGUCACAACACUCAUGCACCCACGUCGACGCUGUCAUGCAAGUCAACUUCUUUCUCUUCUCUUGGUGGAUCGAUACACUCGGAAAUGCCACCGCCCACAAACGCGUUCAGCGCAAGCCCACCACCUAUUGCAACCGUUGCUCAGCUGGGGAAUUCCGUACCCCAGGUUCUUUCUUCAUCGUCGGCAGGGUCAUCUACUGAGGAGCCUUCUUUGAUUGUUGGCACAGGCGGUAUCGCGACUGCCUCGACGACCACUUCCACCGCCAACGCCUCUCCAACCAGCCAAUCAGACAAUGCGGUCGUUUAA
Messenger RNA from Mesocestoides corti, 2178 nucleotides. NCBI's taxonomy places the organism in Eukaryota, Metazoa, Platyhelminthes, Cestoda, Cyclophyllidea, Mesocestoididae. The record is from the annotation of a GenBank genome assembly.